UUGUAAAAAAAAAUCCCCAAAUUCUGAUUUGUGGAAGAAUCCACAAACCCAGACACAAUCACAAACUCAUAAAACUGAGAAACCAAAGAAAACACAAUCCGAAUUUUCGAACUUAUUUGCUUUGUUUUUGUAUAACUAGCUAAUCCACAGCCUAAAGGGGAUAAAGAGAGUAAUUGGAGAGCAAAGGGUAUUGAAAAAAGAAAAGAUGGCAGGAAGAGAGGUCCGCGAAUACACCAAUCUUACCGACCCUAAAGAUAAGAAAUGGGGGAAAGGAAAGGAGAAGAUAGAUGAUGAAGACACCACUUUCCAACGCAUGGUUGCCAAGGAAUCUUGGCUUCCUCUACCGGGCGGUUGAUGCAAGCAGAUGCAAGAGGUUGCAGGAGAGCGUGGAGGCUACCUUCAUGGGCGAGGCGCCUUGGACAGUGAUGAUCUACUCUAUCUCAAGGAGCAAAUGGAAGCUGAGGAGGAUGCAGAACGCCUCCUACGUCGAACUGAGAAACGGGCAUUUGCUGCGUUUAAGAAAGCUGCAAGUUUAGCAGAUUCUUCACCUGCAUCAGUCCCCUUGCCACUUCGAGUUGAGCCCAAGCCCAAGAGUGGAAUCAGACAGCAAUAUUUAUUGAAAAAGGUCGUGGAAAUCAAACCCAAACGGAAGAGAACUUCUAGUCCAUCUGAUGGGAAUCAGUCAACUCCUGCUUCAAAUGAUUCUGCUUUAAAAAGCCUUAAGUCUGAGUCUCACCAGGAGAAAGAGCAGCCUGAGACUGACCGGGAGGAGAAAGAGUGGCCUUUGUCAAGAUUGAAUAAAGCAGAGGGAGAUACUAAUAUGGAAAACCCUGUUAAAAGUUUACUAGGCCUAGCAUAUGCAAGUUCUGAGGAUGAUGAGGACUGAAGAAUGCAUUGAUACCUGUGGUGCGAUACUAGAACCGUUCAUUUUUCUUUUCCUUGUUGAUAAGUAGUUCAUUAAAAAAAAAAAGAUCUUUAUUGAUAAGUACGGUAUGCUUUCUCUGUUAAAAUACUACCAGGACUAAUUGAGUGAAUUCUAUGUUGGUCAAAGUGAAGUCAGGAUACAUAUUUAACCUUCAAUUUGAUGUGCCUGCUAUUCUCUUUGAUA
Messenger RNA from Quercus robur (English oak), 1108 nucleotides. RefSeq lists its product as uncharacterized. The coding region runs from base 365 to 886 and encodes 173 amino acids. The record is from RefSeq and is a predicted model, not a curated record. The transcript is spliced from 6 exons. Lineage: Eukaryota; Viridiplantae; Streptophyta; Magnoliopsida; Fagales; Fagaceae.